Messenger RNA from Lineus longissimus, 489 nucleotides. Its product is annotated as interferon alpha-inducible protein 27, mitochondrial-like. The transcript has a single exon. Gene Ontology annotation, cellular component: mitochondrion; membrane. Gene Ontology annotation, biological process: apoptotic signaling pathway. The record is from RefSeq and is a predicted model, not a curated record. Bases 1 to 489 code for a protein of 162 amino acids. NCBI's taxonomy places the organism in Eukaryota, Metazoa, Nemertea, Pilidiophora, Heteronemertea, Lineidae.
AUGGUCAAGGACAGGCUUUCCGUCGCGUUCACAAAAGGCGACGAGUCGGUAACUGUAAUGAAGGGAGAUGAGAUAUUAACUGGCACACGGAAGGUUUCCACUGGCACCCAAGCCUCAGGCAGCAACAAUGGAACAACCGUCGCAAAAGGAAAGAGCUUCAAGAUCCCAAAGCGAUGCUUGAUCGCAAUGAUCAUCGCAAGUGGUGUUGGUGGACUCCUUUCUCUUGUUGGGGUGCCCUUGUUGCUUGGCGCCAUCGGAUUCGGGGCAGCGGGUGUCACGGCUGGAUCCCUUGCAGCUCUUUGGCAGUCCACGAUGGGUGGGACCGUCGCGGCUGGGAGUCUCUUCUCCAUUCUCCAGAGUAUUGGCGCGGUCGGCUUGGGUGCUGCCACUUCUCUAACGGUCACCGGAGCCACCGGAGCUGCAGCCUUCGCCUUCUGUGCAGCCUUCGAUCGCAUGAUUGGUUAUCAUGCUGGAGCCGGACCUUGCUAG